GCUCUUGACGCUUCCCAAAGAUCUAACCAAAACCUAGACAAAGUUCAACCCUGCAAUAUCUGCUGCCUCUGCAAAUUUUUUCUCUAAUAUUUUGUAAUUUUGCUCCAUUUCUCGUGCAAUUGUUUCUUCUGCGGCGGAUCAUCUGAUUUUUGACCUUAUAAAUAUAGUAAAUGUUCUGCUCAGGUUUGCUUUCAGCAUCACUUUCGCUUCCUCUCCUCUUCUUCUUCUUGCUCGGGGCUUCUCCGAGUCGGAGGCUGCUAGAAAUCAUGCUCGUAGACUUUGUUCGGCACGCUUUUCCAGAUCUGAUUGCCUUGCCGGUGCUUUAGGCCUUUGCUCGCUUUAUCUAAUUUCUGAAGAGUGGAGAGAAACUUCAUUCUUACUUGCGUGGCGCCUGUAACAUUCUAUGGCCACUGUCUAUUUCCAUGCCGGCUUGCGUAUCAAAUAUGCUGAAUUCGGCAACCGGGACAUCUUUUGCCCGUGCCGAUACAGCUACUUCUCAAGGGAAGCUGUUUGGCUUGGUCGAACUCCCCAAACCUUCUCUUCUACCCCGACAUCACAUAAAAUCAAGAUUUUGAAGGAGGGCUUUGAUGCUUGGGGCGCCCAUUUGAAAUAUCGGCGUUGCGUUGAGAAAACGAAGAUCAGGGCGAACAACUCUUCUGAGAAGGAUUCGGAAUCCAAAGUUAGCACUAGUGACAGUAGCAACGAUGCCUCGUCAAACAAUAGCAAAGGCAUCAAUACCCCGUCGAAUCCUUCCUCCCAAUCUUCUUCAUCUCCUUCCCCCAAAAGGGAGAAGAAGUGGAAGGGCAGUUGGUGGAAUGGAGGUAAAUGGCAAUGGCAGCCGAUAAUCCAGGCUCAGGAGAUUGGAGUUCUUCUUCUUCAGCUUGGGAUUGUGAUGUUUGCUAUGCGACUACUUCGACCUGGAAUUCCUCUGCCUGGUUCUGAACCUAGGCCCCCACCAACCUACAUUAGCGUGCCUUUUAGCGAUUUCAUGAGCAAGAUUAACAAUGAUCAGGUGCUAAAAGUGGAGGUUGAUGGUGUUCAUAUCAUGUUCAGACUGAGGUCAGAGACUGGAAGUGCAGAGGCUGAUCAAAGUGCUGUCAGCCGGUCUCUGGAGGCUGAGGCAUUGAUAAAAUCUGUGGCCCCAACAAAGAGAAUUGUCUACACAACAACACGGCCUGCUGAUAUAAAGACACCAUAUGAGAAGAUGCUCGAAAAUCAGGUUGAAUUUGGUUCACCAGAUAAGCGAUCUGGUGGCUUAUUGAACUCAGCAUUGAUUGCUCUUUUCUAUAUUGCUGUACUUGCUGGCCUUCUACAGCGCUUCCCCAUCAGUUUCCCCCAGUCACCUGGCCAGUUGAGAACUCGGAAGACUUCACGUUCUGGUGGAACAAAAGUAGCCGAGCAUGCUAGUAUAAUAACCUUCGCUGAUGUGGCCGGUGUUGAUGAGGCCAAAGAAGAGCUUGAAGAAAUUGAAUUCCUUAGGAACCCGGACAGAUACAUAAGACUUGGAGCACGUCCUCCAAGAGGGGUUCUACUGGUGGGUCUUCCUGGGACUGGCAAGACACUCCUAGCAAAAGCAGUGGCAGGGGAGGCAGAAGUGCCUUUUAUUAGUUGUUCUGCUAGCGAAUUUGUCGAGCUCUAUGUUGGAAUGGGUGCAUCUCGAGUGCGAGAUCUUUUUGCAAGGGCAAAGAAAGAAGCGCCGUCCAUCAUUUUCAUUGAUGAGAUAGAUGCUGUUGCGAAAAGCCGUGAUGGUCGAUUUCGUAUUGUCAGUAAUGAUGAGCGCGAACAAACACUUAACCAACUGCUCACAGAGAUGGAUGGAUUCGAAAGCAGCUCUGCAGUUAUUGUGCUUGGUGCAACUAAUCGUUCAGAUGUCUUAGAUCCUGCACUUCGUCGUCCUGGAAGAUUUGAUCGGGUUGUGAUGGUAGAGACUCCUGAUAGGGUUGGCAGGGAAGCCAUUCUAAAAGUUCACAUUAAUAAAAAAGAACUCCCUUUAGGGGAGGAUGUAAAUCUUAGUGAAAUAUCAUCAAUGACUACUGGUUUUACUGGAGCAGACCUAGCAAACCUGGUUAAUGAAGCUGCUCUAUUAGCUGGAAGAUUAAAUAAAGUUGUUGUGGAAAAGAUUGAUUUCAUUCGGGCUGUUGAACGUUCUAUUGCUGGUAUAGAGAAGAAGCAUGCAAAAUUGCAAGGGAGCGAAAGGGCUGUUGUUGCACGACAUGAAGCAGGUCAUGCGGUUGUUGGAACUGCUGUUGCUAAUUUGCUUCCUGGACAGCCACGUGUUGAGAAACUGAGCAUAUUGCCUCGGUCAGGAGGUGCAUUGGGUUUCACAUAUAUCCCACCUACAACAGAGGAUAGGUAUCUUCUCUUUAUUGAUGAAUUGCGUGGCCGUCUGGUCACGCUUCUCGGUGGACGAGCAGCCGAAGAAUUUAUUUAUUCUGGUCGCAUAUCAACUGGUGCUCUUGAUGAUAUAAAGAGAGCAACUGAUAUUGCUUACAAAGCUGUAGCAGAAUAUGGUCUCAAUCAGAGUAUAGGUCCCAUUUCACUUGCAACUUUAUCUAGUGGGGGGCUUGAUGAUUCUGGUGGUGCAGCUGGUUGGGCAAGAGAUCAGGGCCAUCUGGUUGAUCUUGUGCAAAGAGAGGUAAAGGCACUUCUUCAAUCUGCUCUUGAAGUUGCUCUCUCAGUGGUACAUGCCAAUCCUACUGUGUUGGAGGGACUAGGAGCUCAUCUAGAAGAAAAGGAGAAAGUGGAAGGGGAAGAGUUACAAGAAUGGUUGAAUCUGGUUGUUGCUCCUGCAGAACUUAGAUAUUUUGUAAGAGGGGAGUCUGAUAAUAAAUUAAAAUUGAAGGCAAGCACUUGAGGAUCCUCAACAUCAGGGCCAUAGCACAGAAGAAUAUUAUAUAUACAUAUAUAUCCUUUUUGUUCCGAGAACAAAUAAAGAUGCAUUCAGAAAAAUUGUGAAAAUAGAAGCUGUCCCAUCACAGGCGUUGACUGUUGGGAUGGUCAAAAUUUUGAUGACAGAUCCUGAUGAAGCAAAAACCUUUUUCCAUUGCACUGCAACUUUCUACAGGCUUUCUAUUUCCCCAAGCCCAGAUUGGUGUGGAGCACAUAGACUGUUCAAUGUUACAUGUUAAUGUGUAAUUUCAUGUACAUUAUUAUUGUUCCAAUCAAGCAAUUCAAUUAUCUGAAGCUGUAAAGUUGCUUAUUGGUGCUGUCACUUUAGUUGUUAUAGUUUUAUUUGUAAGCAUCAUUCAAAUUUUGUUUCAUCAAGUUUAUAUUUGAGUUGAAUAUCUUGACUAUAUGAAUCCGACUCUGUCAAAAUUCUUAA
Molecule: messenger RNA, 3322 nt
Organism: Phalaenopsis equestris
Lineage: Eukaryota; Viridiplantae; Streptophyta; Magnoliopsida; Asparagales; Orchidaceae
Product: ATP-dependent zinc metalloprotease FTSH 7, chloroplastic
Exons: 14
Coding region: 404-2854 (816 amino acids)
Biological process (GO): proteolysis
Cellular component (GO): membrane; chloroplast thylakoid
Molecular function (GO): metalloendopeptidase activity; ATP binding; ATP hydrolysis activity
Source: RefSeq, a predicted model, not a curated record